GAGCGGGUGUUUCCCAUGGAGCCUCGCGGCGGCGCGGCGCGGGCUGCGGGAAUGAGGUAAACGCGGGCGGGGCGCGCGGCAGGAAGCGGCGAGCGGAGCGCGGCGACCGGGCCCAUGGCGGACACCGUGGAAGUACAUGAGGAGCAUGAUACUUCUACUGAAAAUGCAGAUGAUUCUAACCACGAUCCUCAGUUUGAGCCUAUAGUUUCUCUUCCAGAGCAAGAAAUAAAAACUCUGGAAGAGGAUGAGGAAGAACUCUUUAAGAUGCGAGCAAAACUGUUCCGGUUCGCAUCUGAGAAUGACCUUCCAGAGUGGAAAGAACGAGGCACUGGUGAUGUGAAACUCCUGAAACACAAGGAGAAGGGAACAAUUCGCCUCCUCAUGCGGAGGGAUAAAACCCUAAAAAUCUGUGCAAACCAUUACAUCACACCCUUAAUGGAGCUGAAGCCUAAUGCUGGGAGCGACAGGGCAUGGGUGUGGAACACACAUGCUGACUUUGCAGAUGAGAGCCCCAAGCCCGAACUUCUGGCAAUCCGAUUUCUAAAUGCAGAGAAUGCACAGAAAUUCAAGGCAAAAUUUGAAGAAUGCAGGAAUGAAGUAGGCAAGAAAGCAAAAAAAGCAGGCACAGACAAAAAUGAUAGUGCUGAUAAAGUUGCUGAAAAACUAGAAGAGCUUUCUGUAAAGGAAGAGAGCAGAGAAUCUGAGAAGAAAGAGACCAAGGAGAAAACUGAAGAAAAGCAAUAAAAUCAUCCUGGGCCUUGCAGUUUUUCCUUUACUUUUUCCUUUUUUUUUCUUUUUCCAAUUUUUUGUAGGUUUUUUUUGUUUGGUUGGGGGUUUUUGUAGGGUUGUUUUUUUUGUUUGUUUGUUUUGGUUUGGUUUUGGUUUGGUUUGGUUUGGUUUUGGUUUUUUGUGUUUUUUGUUUUUUUUUUUUUUCUUUUUUACAAGGGACUUUAUAUGGAACUGAAUUCAACAUUCACAUUGAUUUUUCUAAGCUUUUGCCCUUUGGAAGGUGUCUUCAGAAAAAUUCAUUCCCCAGUCAUGAAGAUGUACUGUGCUAACUUUCUUUUCCAUAGUGGAAACACUUAUUUAUAGUCAUCCUAAAGAGUGAAUAAAAGAUUUAAAAAAACUUGAAAACAGCAUCAGGGGACAGAACUGAGUUUUCUGUACGCUGUAAAGGCUUAUGAAUACACUUGUUUAAUUGAGCUGCAUAUCAUACCUGUGGAUUAAGUAGGUUAACAGACUUUGUCAGCAGGGAAGAUCAGGAUUGCAUUUGUGUUUCUUACAUGGCUUCUAAACUGUAAUCUAACAGACCUUUCUCACCUGCUGCUGUGUGUACCUGAGCAGGGAAUGUGCUGUGCUUGAAAAGCAGCAGACUUCUGGAAUCAGGCAAUAUGAGCAUUCCUGGUACACUGCUGCUGAUGAUCCAUCAGACAGUGAAAAUGAAGGUGGGGCACAAAAUUGAUGAUGUCAGAUUUGAGAAGCAUUUUCUCUCACAAAACAAAAUCUGUGCUUCCUCCCCACCCCAAAUUUGUUAAUAGUACAAAGGCUUGAUUCUAGCAGAAAGCUCCUGCUGUUGUCCCAGAUCUUCCACAGUGCUGGUUGCUGGCUGUAGGCAGCAGCAGCCUGUUAUGCUGAGGUGUGUGCAAAGGAAUCUGAGCUGUUUGAGUACCUUGCUGUGAGAUUGCCCUUGCCAGCAUAUUGUUGUAGUCUCAAGAAUGUAUAGCUCUAAAAUGUGUAAGCUUUUUUUCCCAGGGAUUUGGAGCUCAUGUUUUUACAAACUGGAGGAGUUUUGAAUUUCUCAGAUGUUUGGUAGGGAGGCUGUCCCUCUUCGAGAGCAGUAGGCUGGAAUUCACUUUGGAAUAGUUAAUUAUGGUGCACAUGCUUGAGGGACACCCUCCUUGCCAGAAUGGGCAAAUUGGUCAAAUCUCUUCCCUGCAAAUCUUUUUUGUUUAUCCAAUUUCAAAGUAGGGCUAGAGAGUAAGAAAAUAAACUGUAGUAAGCAAUAAAAUCAACACAAUUAAGUCUGAUAGAUAAAUUGAAAUUUUUUGUUAAACACUAAUUCAAGGAUUGUGUUAGGAUAGAGAUGAAAUUUUAUAGUAGUUUCCAAAAUAAUUAUGAAAACUGGACAAAACUUCCUAAACUGUAAGACUGAAUGACGUUAACAUGAUCUAUUUGUCUUCAGAGGCUUUUAAUUCAGUCAGGUUCUGUAGUCUAUCUAAGGAAAAUAUAUUUUUAAAAAAUAAAUCAUGUAUUUCUUCUUAGCACUGCCUUUUGAUGCUACAGUGAAUGAGUGUUAAAUCUAGAACUGUAAUUAAGGUACUCCAUUCAAACAAAAUAAUUCCUUUGGUGUUUUGCACAUUUCCCUUCAACUACAGCAGAUAUCAAAAGUCUGUUAAUUAACAAAUAUGGUUGAAAGGCAAAAUAAAAUGCUCUUUAGUGUUUCUGGUUUGGAAAUAACAAGACAAAGCUAUUUUGAAGUAUUUAACAUUUGAAUGUAAAAGCCAAAUCUUUAUCCAUGAAUCACUGUAAAUGAUCUGAUAAUGUCAAACUGUGUCUCAAUUGAUAGAAAUUACUUAAAAAUUUCAAAAUAAACUUAAAUUUUCAUUUAAA
Oenanthe melanoleuca is the source of this 2610-nucleotide messenger RNA. RefSeq names its product RAN binding protein 1 (gene RANBP1). The record is from RefSeq and is a predicted model, not a curated record. Gene Ontology annotation, cellular component: centrosome; cytoplasm; nuclear pore. Gene Ontology annotation, biological process: positive regulation of mitotic centrosome separation; nucleocytoplasmic transport. Bases 115 to 744 code for a protein of 209 amino acids. The transcript is spliced from 6 exons. Gene Ontology annotation, molecular function: GTPase activator activity. NCBI's taxonomy places the organism in Eukaryota, Metazoa, Chordata, Aves, Passeriformes, Muscicapidae.